This is a messenger RNA of Hemiscyllium ocellatum (epaulette shark), 5035 nucleotides long. RefSeq names its product retinoic acid receptor RXR-alpha-A. Bases 485 to 1855 code for a protein of 456 amino acids. Gene Ontology annotation, biological process: anatomical structure development; retinoic acid receptor signaling pathway; positive regulation of transcription by RNA polymerase II. The record is from RefSeq and is a predicted model, not a curated record. The transcript has 12 exons. NCBI's taxonomy places the organism in Eukaryota, Metazoa, Chordata, Chondrichthyes, Orectolobiformes, Hemiscylliidae. Gene Ontology annotation, molecular function: nuclear receptor activity; nuclear steroid receptor activity; zinc ion binding. Gene Ontology annotation, cellular component: nucleus; RNA polymerase II transcription regulator complex.
GGGGCGGGGCCUGGCCUAGCUGCGGGCGCAGCCUCGGCCUGUGGUUCCUGACGGAGAGACUCGCCUUUGGUGAUGGGGCAAACGCGCGGGGCCGCUGUCCGAUGGACGAGUGUCUCUGGUUGGCCCAGCUUUUGUUGUCACCCCUAAUUGCCAAGAGGACAGUUAAGAAUCAACCGCAUUGCUGUGGAUCUGGAGUUACAUGUAGAGCAGGUGAUACGGAUGUGGAACUGAAAGGUGCUGUCUGAGGAGCUUUGGUGAAUCUCUGCUAUAAAUCUUGCAGCUGGUACACAGUUGCCAAUGAGCAUUGGUGGUGGAAGUGGUGCCAAUCAAGUUGGCUGCUUUGUCCCGGAUAACGUUGAGCAUUGUUUGAGCUGUACUAAUCCAGGCACCUGGAGAAUACUCCAUCACACUCUUGACAUGUGCCUUGUAGCUGGUGGACAGGCUUUGGGAAUCAGCAGACUCUGAUUCCUGAGCGAGUGUUUCAAUGAAUUGUGAUUCAGACGGAGCAGCGAUGAAUGCACCUUCUCUUCACCCCCAGAUGAUGGGCUCUGGGGUUAGCCCCACCAUCAGUUCCCCUGGACAGCUACAUUCACCAAUAAGCACUUUGAACUCUCCAGUGAAUGGACUGAGCUCUCCCUUCUCAGUUAUCAGCUCACCACUGGGACCUCACACAAUAUCCAUCCCUUCAUCUCACAGUAUGGGCUACGGAGGGCAGAGUCCGCAGAUAAACUCGUCCAUGAAUUCGGUCAGCAGUACGGAGGAUGUGAAACCACCUUUGGGAAUUAAUGGUGUGCUUAAGAUAUCACCUCAUUCCUCAAACUGUCCACUUUCUCUCACCAAACACAUCUGCGCCAUCUGUGGGGACAGGUCUUCAGGCAAACAUUAUGGUGUUUACAGCUGUGAAGGUUGUAAAGGAUUCUUCAAACGCACGGUGCGCAAAGACCUUACCUACACUUGCCGUGACAACAAGGACUGUAUCAUUGACAAGCGCCAGCGUAACCGGUGCCAGUACUGCCGCUACCAGAAGUGUCUUGCCAUGGGGAUGAAGCGGGAAGGUAUGGGCGCAGACUUCAGAGCGGUCCAGGAAGAGAGACAGCGAGGUAAGGACAGGAACGAGAAUGAGGUGGAGUCAACAAGCAGUGCCAAUGAGGACAUGCCAGUGGAGAAGAUAGUGGAGGCUGAGCUGGCCGUCGAACCCAAGACUGAGACUUACAUAGACUCCAGCCUCGGCAUGGCCAGCAGCUCACCAAAUGACCCAGUCACCAACAUCUGCCAAGCAGCUGACAAGCAACUCUUCACCCUUGUCGAGUGGGCUAAGAGGAUCCCACAUUUCUCCGAGCUCCCUCUGGAUGACCAGGUUAUCCUUUUGCGGGCAGGUUGGAAUGAACUGCUGAUUGCUUCGUUCUCUCACCGUUCCAUCACUGUAAAAGAUGGCAUUCUGUUGGCAACCGGUCUCCAUGUGCACAGGAACAGUGCACACAGCGCUGGGGUGGGAGCCAUCUUUGACAGAGUUCUGACGGAACUUGUGUCUAAAAUGCGCGAUAUGCAGAUGGACAAGACGGAGCUGGGCUGUUUGCGAGCAAUUGUUCUCUUUAAUCCAGAUGCGAAAGGCCUGUCCAAUCCCGGGGAGGUGGAGGCUCUCCGUGAGAAAGUGUACGCCUCUCUGGAAGGAUACUGCAAACAGAAAUAUCCAGAACAACCUGGCAGGUUUGCUAAACUCCUCCUCCGCCUGCCAGCCCUUCGCUCUAUUGGACUGAAGUGUCUCGAACAUCUGUUCUUCUUCAAGCUGAUUGGGGACACCCCAAUUGACACUUUCCUCAUGGAGAUGCUGGAAGCUCCUCAUCAAAUCACCUAACUCUGCAGUAGCUGUGGAAAAGAUCGCUCCCCAGCACAGACUGCCAUCCAUUUCUUGGAGCUGAUCUGAAGAUCAUCGGCCUCCUCUCUACAUUUACAGCAUCUCCCCAAAGCCCAAUAAUUAUUAACUUUGUUGUGAUCAGAUGACAACGGAAUACCUUUCUGUCCUGUUUAUAUCUACUCUGUCACUGGGUUCUGCGAUGUAUCACACCUUAAGAUAGGUUGAGGUGUCUUUGCAUAAGUGUGUGUGAGAAUCACUCACCUUGAGAGUGCUCAAGGCUGCUUCACUCUCGCUCCCAUCUCCUCCACUUGGUUUGUAUGUGUGUGGUUAAUGGUGACGGGUUUGUCCUGUCCAUCUGAAUUUGUCAACGCUGGAGGUUUGGACUCUGCAAGACAGAAACUUUCAGCCAGUCUCUCUUCCUGAUCUAAAACUUCCUCUGGCAGGUACUGUGUGUGAAAGCAGAGGGGACUUGGCUUCCUGUUGUAUUGUCCCACUUGCUGAUUGUGUUGCAGCUGACUGAACUCCCUCAAGGUGGGCACUGAUGCAACUCCUCAGAGAACCAGAGACUUGUCUUUCACGUUCAUGACAGUAACUCUGACACCUGGUCUACCAAAUUGAUUUUUAAUGCAGUACGUCCAGUAUUUGUUCAUCGUUCUUUUAUAUGUUUCCUAGCAAUAAGAGGUUUGAUUUUAUUGGAACCUCGGCAGGAGUGGCAGCUAAUUGCACUUCUUUAUAUCACUCGACUUUGUAUUGGUCAUGCCAGCACUGCCGCAGUUGGAGAGAUGCUGACUCCUGCCUGGUCACAUUCCCCCUUCCCUCCCCUCCUGCUGUUUGUGUGUCUUGCUGUCCCUUCCUCUCAGCUCAGGAUUGGGUGUGUACAAAGCUCAACUCCUGAAGAUAGUUUGCUGCUGAUGAAUGCUUUCAUUAAUACCCGGUGAUCAGUAAAUUCGGGUCAUGAUGCUGAGAUGCCAGAAGGCAGGUUUUGGUCUGGAAGUUUAUGCCUGGCCUGAUUGGUGCUGAUCCCCUCAAACACACUAACAAAUUAAGCCCUCCCACCCUGUACACUAACAGUCUCCCUGAGCUCCCAUACCCUACCCCGCCAUGCUCCAGUUUCUGAAACUUCUGGAAUACAGCUCGCACUGAUUCGGAGGAGAGCUCUGAGAUUCCCGUACUUUCCCAGCAGCCCUGCACAUGAGGAAAUGUGGGUAAAGGCGGCACUGGUUUAACCUGCACCUUGGGGUAACUUGUCUUAUUUACAACUUUAAGAUGAUGUUGUGGUUAACAGCACCACUGUACAGUCAGUGUGAGGUAUAUGCUCAGUUUUGUGUUACUCAGGUAACCAGACAACCCUUCCUCUUGUAAGCAGCUGUAGAAACUGCCUGAGGUGUGUCUUUCCUCCUUUGUUGUUACCUUCUGUGAUUCCCUCUCUCCCCUUCAGCUGAUAGCUGUCCUUACGUUUCAUCUCAGAACACACGUCUUUGAUGUGCACCAACACAUGACCAAAGGUCAAUGUGGUAUCAUGAUGUGUGCAAUCUUUCAGCGCUAUCACACCUCCUUCAACUGGAUGCCCUUUACAAAGCUGCUCCUGUCUCCCUGUAUUUUCCAAUCCCCAGCCAUUGGUUUCACAGUCUGAGGAUUUCAACAUUACACAGGAAGCACACCCUCUUACAGAUUUACUCUGUGUGACCCUGAUGUCGGUUCUUUGAAGACUUGGAUCAUUUGAGUUUAAACCUCACUAUCUGUCAGGGUGUACCCGCCCCUCCUCCCUCUGUACCCUGCCCCCUCCCCUCCCCUCUCUGUGUACCCCUCCCCUCUUCCCCCUCCCUCUGUACCCGGCCCCCUCACCCCUCCCCCCUCCGUACCCGUCCCCUCUCCUCGCCCACGUUUGUACUGAGCUGUUAUCUUCCCGUUCUUAUCCCGGUAGACCCCUGCCCUGCUCAUUCUGUUGUUUUUCUUCGAGCCCUAAUUUUUAAUCUGAAAUUUGAAUAUUUUAUGUACAGCAAUUUUGUACAAAAAAGGAAAAUUAGAAAUUACAUUUGCUAACAGUUGGUAAGCACAGAAAAUUAUUCUUUGAGUGGUCAUGAUUUGGCGAUGCUGGUGUUGGACUGGGGUGUACCACGUUAAAAAUCACACAGCACCAGGUUCUAGUCCAGGUUUAAUUGGAAGCACUAGCUUUCAGAGUGAGAUAUCACCUAAUAUCACUUGAUGAAAGAGCAUCCCUCUGAAAGCUAGUGCUUCCAGUUAAACCUGUUGGACUAUAAGCUGGUGUUGUGUGAUUUUUAACUUUGGUAACAUUCUUACCCAAGCACUCAACACAUGGUGACACAGUAAGAGGAUAGUGUGGAGUCAGUGUGACUAAGUACUGACGCAACGCAGGCAUCCUUUACAUUCUGUCCUCCCCCCUCACCUGUGCACCCUGACCCCCCUCCCGCCCUGCCCUCGGUCUCCUGCCCUGCCCUCGGUCAGCCCUUCCUCCUGCUGUUUUGUCCCAGUGAAUGGAGCCAUCCAACAGGCCACUGCUGAUCUGUGUGCUGAAUGUGUUUUGUGAAAUGAUGGUGAUUGGUCUGUGUUGACACUACAAAAACUCUUCCAGAAAAUCCAAAAAAAGAAAAAUGUCUACAGAAAUCUAUUUUUGUAUAAAUGAAACUUUAUCUGUUUUGUUAGAUUGAGCAUUGCUGAUAAUUGUAAACAUUCUCUCUCUACGUUAAAGCAUCUCACCGUCUGCAGGACGAAAGCUUAUGUUUCUGGGACCAUUUUGGGUCUUUGGGAACUGAAUUAUCCACAGUGUAAUUUGACAGGUUAGCUUAUAUUAAUUUUUGAUCAGUAACAGCUGAAUGCUUGUUGUGUUCUGAAUAUUGUCUGAAUGCCAGUUGUGAGGAUCUCGUCAUCUAAUGGAAUUCUCUAUAGUUGUUGUCUGAUAUUCUGUUCAUCCUCCAAAGAGUUUCUGCUUUCAGUAACUGCCCUUUGGUUGCUGAGGGCAGACUGUCUUUGGGCAUUUCUAGAUCCUCGGAGGUGUAAGUGUCAAAGGGUCAGGUUCUGCCCUGACUUGCUCCACGUUAGCUGGAUCCAGUAGGGUGUCUCUCGGACCAUCACGAGGAUCAAAGCACUCUGCAUUUGGAACCCUUUCAGUUUGAAUUUGUUACUCAUUGCUGCGAGUAAUAAAAUAUAUUGUGUACCCAC